AUGGAGGUGCUAAACAGGUGCUUUUUUUCGUCGUGCUCAAAUAGCCCGCGAACAUUGUUCGUCUUCUUUUUUCUCUACGCAGGCGUCGGUGCCCAGGGUGGAGACCUAGAUGAGGCGUGUUCGGCGGCGUUAGACAAGAGGGGGAUGGGGCUUCUCGUCCCCGUUUCCCGAGGCAUCAGCAGGGCGGAUGACCCCGCGGCGGAAGCGGUUGCCCUCAAGGACCGGAUAAACGCGGCAAGGGUGGGGACCGAAGAUGAUCAACUGCUGAUAGACUCUCAAUCACUUGCACGCCCAUGCAUGCGGAAUUCUACGCACCUACCCUUACACCCGCGGCGUUCGUUUGGACGCGCCCGGCUAUCACGCUUCUCUGAUCAGAAACGGUGCACGGAUCAGCGCAAGGAACCAACAGCAGCAGCAUCGACAACAACGGCGUUGCUGCCGUACCAGCGAGAGUUCAUCGAGUUCUCGAUGUCGCACAAGGUGCUGAAAUUCUGCGAUUUCUCGGAGGGGGGGGAGGCAUUCUUCGUGCUGAAGUCCAAGCGCCAGUCCCCUUACUUUUUCAACGCCGGCCUCUUCUGCAAGGGGAGCGCGCUCGCUAAGCUGGGCAAGUUUUACGCCGAGGCGAUCAUGAACGCUCGCCCUCCGCUGGAGUUCGAUGUCGUCUUUGGUCCCGCCUACAAGGGUAUUCCCCUAGGUGCGGCGGUCGCCUACACGCUGGCGGACCUGCACGACAGAGACGUAGGCUUCUCCUACAACCGUAAGGAGCCCAAGGACCACGGGGAAGGGGGAUUGUUGGUCGGCGAAGACCUCAAGGGUAAGCGCGUGCUGGUGGUUGAUGACGUCAUCACAGCCGGGACAGCUAUUCGAGAAGCCUUCAGGAUUUUGCGCAAGGAGGGCGCCACGCCAGCCGGAGUCGUCAUCGCGUUGGACCGACAGGUGAAGAGAAGAACAAAGGAACAAGGAAUCAACUAA
Ectocarpus sp. CCAP 1310/34 is the source of this 972-nucleotide messenger RNA. NCBI's taxonomy places the organism in Eukaryota, Phaeophyceae, Ectocarpales, Ectocarpaceae. The record is from the annotation of a GenBank genome assembly.